Molecule: messenger RNA, 1118 nt
Organism: Telopea speciosissima
Lineage: Eukaryota; Viridiplantae; Streptophyta; Magnoliopsida; Proteales; Proteaceae
Product: zinc transporter 11-like
Exons: 3
Coding region: 33-1118 (361 amino acids)
Biological process (GO): zinc ion transmembrane transport
Cellular component (GO): membrane
Molecular function (GO): zinc ion transmembrane transporter activity
Source: RefSeq, a predicted model, not a curated record
UUCUAAAUGCAGACCUUGUGCAUCUCCUUCAAAUGGGACGACCACUUCUCUCCCUCUCAGUCCUUCUCCUCCUGGUCCUCUCCGCCUAUGCCCACGGUGGUCACCACCACCAUGACGACAACUCCGGCGUUUCGUCUGAUGAGCCCCCAGCAAAACCAGAGCUGAGAUCAAAAACCCUGAUUUUCGUGAAGAUAUUCUGUUUGAUUCUCGAGUUCGUUGUAACAUUCGUGGCCGGGAUAUCUCCUUACUUCAUGAAGUGGAACCAAGGCUUCCUCGUAUUAGGCACGCAGUUUGCCGGCGGCGUGUUCUUGGGGACUGCUUUGAUGCACUUCCUCAGUGAAUCCGAUGGGACCGUUAAGGAUCUCGCUCCUACUAAGGAUUACCCCUUCGCCUUCAUGUUGUGCUGCCUCGGCUAUUUGCUUACCAUGCUCGCUGAUUGCGUCAUUUCUCAUGUUUUUGCCAAACAGGGGAGCUCGAGCCGCGGUUAUGUUUACCAAUUUUACUUUAUGGGUGAUUCAGUUAGUAAAAAACAGCUCCAAUGGCGGGGCCUCACGGUUUCAGGUAAUAAAGGGAAACAGAAGGUUGACGAGGCCGGGGUUGCCCAAUCGGCGAAAGGGCCGCCGCCUCCAGCGGCGGUGGUGGCCAGCUCGAUAGGGGACAGCGUAUUGUUGAUAGUGGCAUUGUGCUUCCAUUCGGUGUUCGAAGGCAUCGCAAUCGGAGUUGCAGAGACAACAGGGGAAGCCUGGAGAGCACUCUGGACUAUAAGCCUUCACAAGGUGUUUGCUGCUAUUGCCAUGGGAAUAGCGCUGCUCCAGAUGAUACCCAAUCGCCCUAUCCUUUCCUGUGCGGCAUACACUUUAGCAUUCGCGAUAUCAACCCCAAUCGGGGUGGUCAUUGGGAUCGUGAUCGAUUCCACUACUCAGGGCGUAGUAGCUGAUUGGAUCUAUGCCAUCUCUAUGGGAUUCGCUUGUGGUGUCUUCAUCUACGUCUCCAUUAACCAUCUUCUCUCCAAGGGUUACUCCCCUCCCACACCGGAUCCGGUGGACACGCCUCAUAUCAAGUUCCUCGCCGUGCUAUUGGGUGUCGCAGUAAUUGCGGUUGUCAUGAUCUGGGAUUAG